AUGGCCUCACAGAAAAACUCGCGUUGCAUUUUAUCGUCCAUAAGGUUGAUAAUCCAAACUACCAUAACUGUGAUCGUCGUGGUCAAAAUUACCAUAAGAAUGGUCAUGGUGACCAUAAGAAUGGUCAUGAUGACCAUAACUGUGGUCGAAGUGAUGGUCUUCUAUGUAUUCGUGAUGGUCAUGCUUAUGUUUCUUGAGGUAGUGUAUGAACCAGAGGACGAACUGCCAUCCUUUUGUCACCAGAACGUAGAACAGGGCUCCAUAAACCAUUUUAAGAACGAUCAGCUUCGUCGCUACUACAUAAAAGAAGAAACUACCCAAUUCUUGCGAUGUGUUCACCGUUCACCGUUUGGAAGGAUUCCCAUCACCAUCCCCAAAAGUCCAUAUCCCCAAAAGACUAGCAACGCUCUAACUCCUUGGUGUUUUACCUCUGGAGACCGAGUGAAUAAAAGCCAUUAA
Spodoptera exigua (beet armyworm) is the source of this 459-nucleotide messenger RNA. Lineage: Eukaryota; Metazoa; Arthropoda; Insecta; Lepidoptera; Noctuidae. The record is from the annotation of a GenBank genome assembly.